This is a messenger RNA of Mesocestoides corti, 861 nucleotides long. Lineage: Eukaryota; Metazoa; Platyhelminthes; Cestoda; Cyclophyllidea; Mesocestoididae. The record is from the annotation of a GenBank genome assembly.
AUGGCACGAGAUGUUUCUGAACAUACGAAAAUUGAUUCCCUCAUCGCUCUACUCCAAAACGAACAAACAUACAGCUAUUCUGCGCUUUUCACAGUGAGAAUUCCCGUGCUCCCAGACGACACCAAAUUGACACUGGACCAGGUCAAAUGCAUCUUGCUGGAUGUCCUCAUCGACAAUCGUGCGGACGUUUUCAGAGCGGCCUCUGUGUUGACCGUACCGUUGUUCGGCGAUGAGUUCAGCAAAGUCGAGCCAUUUGAGUACGUUGUCACAGAGCCACCAGAAUUGAAGAAGGCUGGAACCAGACUCAUGGCAAGCCUACAAUGCAAUGAGUACAUUGCACUGAAUGACUUGUAUUCUGAGUGGGGAGAUGAACAGGUCCAAGCUCAGGUCAUCGGAAAUACAAUUUUGGUGGCUGUGCUCACGAGCCCGCUUGCCGUAAUCGCGCCUUUACCGAAAUUUCUUAACUGGACUCCUCUGAACCCGCCAAUGUCACCGUUCGUCAAGUGCAAAGCUUUUAGACCUGUCGACGGGGAUUUGCUGAAAUUGAUGUACACGAAAAUAAGGCAAGAUUAUGUUCAGUGGGAAAUGGGAGAGGUGACUUCUCGUGUGAUUGCCCAGAGGUGUGUUUGUUAUUUCCACAGACUUGAUCUUCACCCACAUGAUUCCGUCAAGGACGAGGCAUUUCGUUGCAUGGAUAUGGGCGUGUCCUUUGCUCAAUUUACCGCUUACAGCAUGUUAGUGAAAUUCUUGAAUAAGAGAGGGAAAACACUAUCGGACUUAUACGAGGUGAUUCCUCUUGAAUUCAUUGAAGAAUUUAAAGCCGAAGUUGAACGUCGACGCAGUGAUCUGGAAGCGUCGCCU